Molecule: messenger RNA, 1737 nt
Organism: Schistosoma margrebowiei
Lineage: Eukaryota; Metazoa; Platyhelminthes; Trematoda; Strigeidida; Schistosomatidae
Source: the annotation of a GenBank genome assembly
AUGGAUGAAAGAUUGGUGAGUGAAUAUAGUGUACAAAGCUCAAACGCCGCCGCGUUUUUAAACGUUAAAUGUUUUUGUGACUAUCCACCAAUGAAACGUCCCCUUAAAGUUCAGCAGCCCGCUGAUAAUGAGGAAGACGAAUCAGAAAGCUUUAAAAAAGUUAGGCGUGUAGUCUGCAAAGGUAAAGCACCAGUCGACGUUGAAUGUGUUGCUAAAGUCAAUUCAGCUUAUGUUUAUUAUGAAGGCGAUGAUAUUUACGAUGCCAUGCUAAAUCAGACUAAUGUUCAAAAUAAUAACAAUAAAUACUACAUUAUACAGCUUUUAAAAGAUGAAAGUAUAAACAAUUACUCAGUCUGGUUUCGUUGGGGUCGAGUUGGGAAAUCUGGCCAAAAUAAACUUGAAAAUUUUGGUGGUAAUUUACAAGCUGCUAAGAGUUGUUUUGAAAAAAAGUUUCUAGACAAAACAUUAAAUCAGUGGGGAGAAAGAAAGAAUUUCAUAAAACACAAUGGAAAGUAUGAUAUGGUCGAAAUUGAUUAUGGUGUACAAGAUGAAAACGCAACUGCAAAGAAAAAGAAGGUUAAAGAAGUUAAAUCACGACUUCCUGUUGCCGUGCAGGUACUUAUGAAAUUAAUAUGUGACUUUAGUAAUAUGGAACAAGUUAUGACUGAACUAAAAUAUGAUUCACGCCGAGCUCCUCUAGGAAAGCUUAGUAAAUCACAAAUUCGUGCAGGUUAUACAGCAUUGGAUAACAUAUCCCAAAUGAUUGGUGCUUUGUCAGCUUUAAGUCAAGCGUGUAGUACUGAAACAGAAACUAAACCAAGGGGCAGAGUAAAACGUAUCGUCAAAACAAAUGUGGGUGAUAAACGUAAACUUGAAGAACAAUUACUGUUGGCCUGUAAUGAUUUCUAUACACGGAUACCUCACGAUUUUGGUAUGCGUAUACCACCGGUUAUUCGUACAAUGCCUGAAGUCAAAUCAAAAAUUGAACUACUAGAAGCCUUAUCCGAUAUUGAAUUUGCUGUAAAUAUUUUGAAGAAUAAUCAAUCAUCUACUGAAAAUAUUAUUGAUGUAAAUUAUAAACGACUGAAUUGUGACAUUAAACCUCUGCGAUCAACUGAUCCAAUGUAUUCGUUGUUAGUCGAUUACAUGCACGAAACACAUGGAGUUACACAUAAUUGGUAUACAUUGGAAAUAUUAGAUAUAUUCGAAUGUCAAAAAUCUGCAGAACAAGGAGAAUUCAAAGAUUACGGGAAUAGGAUGCUUCUUUGGCAUGGGAGUCGUUUAACUAAUUGGGUUGGCAUUUUAGGCAGAGGUUUACAAAUUGCUCCGCCUGAAGCUCCAUCUUCUGGUUAUAUGUUUGGAAAAGGUGUAUAUUUUGCUGAUUGUUCAUCGAAAUCAGCCAAUUAUGUUUAUCCAACACAAGCUAACAAUGUUGGACUCAUGAUUGUUUGUGAGGUCUCAUUAGGUAAACAAAGAGAAUUAUAUCAGUCAUGUUCUAAUGCUCAUGAAAAUCUCGCUGAUUAUCAUAGUGUAAAAGGUGUUGGUAAAUGGCGAACAGAUUCUGCAACAUGGAAAACUUUAAAUGAUGGUGUUAUAGUACCAUGUGGAAAAUUAAUUCAAGCACCUGAAAUUGAAGCAAAUAAAUGUACUUUACAAUUUAAUGAAUAUAUUGUCUAUUGUGUAAAUCAAAUACGUUUACGAUAUUUACUGAAAGUGAAAUUUAAUUUUGUUCAUUAA